Messenger RNA from Penicillium arizonense, 846 nucleotides. RefSeq lists its product as uncharacterized. NCBI's taxonomy places the organism in Eukaryota, Fungi, Ascomycota, Eurotiomycetes, Eurotiales, Aspergillaceae. The coding region runs from base 1 to 846 and encodes 281 amino acids. The record is from RefSeq and is a predicted model, not a curated record. Gene Ontology annotation, biological process: carbohydrate metabolic process. The transcript has 2 exons. Gene Ontology annotation, molecular function: polygalacturonase activity.
AUGAAUCUGUGGUUUAUUGCCCUCUGGGUCACGUUGGUGAAGGCCUGGGUCGUCAACGAAGGUACAACAUGCACCUUGUACCCCGAGUCGCUUUCCCAUCGCGGGCAAGCCGUUGAUGAUUCUCCUUCAAUUCAGCAAGCAUUUGAUAUGUGUGGUACCAAUGGCACGGUCAUUUUCUCUAAGAACUUGUUCCAUGUCAACACCGUUCUCAAUACCACGAACCUGUUGAACUGUGAUGUUCAUCUCCACGGAGAACUGCGCUUCUCUACCAACAUCCCAUACUGGAGAACCCACACCAUCAGCGUUGUUCUGCAGGAUCAAGUCACUGCUUGGCUCUUUGGUGGUACAAAUGUCAACUUCUAUGGCGAGGGUGGCUUCUACAACGGCCAGGGCCAAGAAUGGUAUAACGCCAACAGAAACCAGUCGAACCAGCCAGGACGGCCAAUGAGUAUUACAUUCUACAACUCGACCAACCUUUUCUUCUGGGCCACCUUUGUCUGGGAUAGCAAGAAUGUAACCUUUACCAACUUGUUCGUCAACGCUACCAGCAACAGCAAAUGGGGCACAAUGAACACUGAUGGCUUCGAUUCCUGGAAGAGUGACUCAAUUCUCGUGGAAACCGCCACUAUUAUCAUGGGCGACGAUUGCAUCGCCGCAAAGGGUAACACAACCAAUUUCCACGUCAAGAACGUUUACUGCGAAGGAGGAACAGGAAUCACGAUUGGUUCUAUCGGUCAAUACCCCGAGACACCAGACUACAACCUCAACACCACCUUCGAAAACGUGCAUGUCAAAAACGCAAUGGAUGGUGCUUACAUCAAGACCUGGCAAGGCACACGGAUCUAA